This is a messenger RNA of Stylonychia lemnae, 4623 nucleotides long. Lineage: Eukaryota; Ciliophora; Spirotrichea; Sporadotrichida; Oxytrichidae. The record is from the annotation of a GenBank genome assembly.
AUGACUGAAGAAGCUAAGAAAGUAGUUGAAAAAGCUGAAGAUGCUGCCCCAGAAGUUGGACAGAUGAAGAGAGGUGAUUACAUGGUUCAUGUUUUCAUUGAAUAAGCAAAGCAGUUGAAGUGUCCCGACGGUAACACUGUUGAUCCCAUCAUUGAGGUUCAACUGAUGAAUGAUAAAAAGUUCACUACAGCCAAGGACGAUAUUGGUUCAACUGGAGUAUGUAUCUGGAACGAGCACUUGUUCUUUGAGCCGAAGAAUGUCAAAGUAGAGGACAUUGAGCAGGCAAAGAUUUCAAUCAAGUUACUCGACAAGGGUUACUUUAAGGACGCCGUGAUAGGAGCGUAUGAAUUCGAUAUUGCCUACAUUUAUUUCAUGGAGAAGCACUCAUUGAUGCACAAGUGGUUAGCUUUAUCAAACCCUGCCUCACCAAACUUUAACGAAGUGACUGGCUACCUUAAGAUAAGCAUUACAAUUGCAGCAGCUGGAGAUGAAUAAGUGCAAAUAACAGAUGACCCAGGAGCUGGAGAUGAGAAUGUUAUGAUGCCACCAUCUAUUAGACCAGAAUAUUAUCAAAUCAGAUUCAAGUUGUUUGCAGCAGAAAAACUGCCAUUUAUGGACAAAGCUUUGCUCGGAAGUGGUGGUUCUAUCGAUGCUUAUAUUAUCUGCAAUUACAUGAAUUAAAAGCUAAAGACUAAAGUAAUCACUGCUAAUAACGGUGAGAGAUUCAGUUGGAACUAGGAGAUUCUAAUACCAUGCUAGUUACCAAUCAUGUCUGGUAGAAUUGUAAUGAAGUUGUUUGAUGAGGACAAAUUAUCAGAUGAGAUUGUUGGUUCAUUACUCUUUAACUUAAAGGAAUGCAUUGGACCCAAGAAUGGCAAAUUCUUCUGGAAGAAUGUGUAUGGUUCACCAUUAGGCUGCUCAGGAUAAAAUACUGAUCAUAUGAAUUAAAACCCAGAAAUCGCUAGUAGUUGGAAAGGUAGAAUGCUCAUGUAGGUUACAGCUGAGAAAACAGACAAGCCAACAUGCUUGAUUAGAGAUCUUGACAAGAAAGAUAUUGAAAAAGCAGCCCCAUACUUGUUACCUCAUGAAUUCGAAAUAAUUGCAGAGGUAGGAUAAGGAAUAGCACUUCCCAGCAAUGAUAAGUACAGUGUAAUGAUUAAGAUAGGUGAUCUAGAAAUGAAAACAGGAAACCCAGUAAUGGCUGAGAAUAGCUAUAACAGAUGGAGUCAUAGAUUCAAACAGUAAUUAUACACUGCAUCAUAUAUGGACAUCUAUGAUAUUGGAAGAGUAUACGUUUAUCUAUUAUCAGGAGACAAGCCUGUUUGCUAUUUCAAAGCUGAGAUUGAGGAAUUCAUAGACCCUAAUCCUCAGUGGAAAUGGGUUGAACUCAUAAAUGAUCUUGCAAUAGGUAAAGUUUCAGAAGCACAUAAAGCUGGUCUAGUAAGCAUCAAACUUUCAGUUCAUGACAAAACUAAGGAUGGCCCAAUCAGCUUUGACAAAUUCGAUGCAUGGAAGAAACCUCCUCCUAAAAGACUUAACGUUCUUAAGGUUAGAGCAUAUCUCUUCUAAUGCAGAGAUCUACCUGCCGCAGAUAGCGAUGGUCAGUCAGAUCCAUACAUCCACAUGUGGGACAUGACUAAAAACCAGAUUAAGACUAACAUCAUUUACGAUAACUGCAACCCUAUGUUCUUUGAAACUAAGGAACUUCUAAUUGAAACUGGAGUCAUCUAAGAUAUGCCACCAUUUGUAUUCGAUAUCUAUGAUGAAGACGUUGGCCUUGAUGCUGACGAUUUCAUAUGCAGAGCUGUAAUUCCAAUAAAGGAUUGUUCAUAUUCAGAGGACGACAUUAUCCCCAAGCCAUAAUGGCAUCCUUGCAGACUAAAGGCUGGUGCUCCAACUCAAGGAGAAAUUUUAGUUUCCUUUGCAAUUGUACUGGAUGACUUCAACUUCAAGACUCCUUUACAAUACAUGAGAUUGAGAGAUCAAGUAGACACUCCAGAAUUCUAAGUUGAUAUCAAUAUUUUAGGACUUAGAGAUCUCUAAUCAAUCGGUAUUCUUCCAGUAAAGAAAGCAUUUAUCCUGUUCAAUCUAAAGAGUUUGGUACCUCCACAAGAUGGUUCAGCGAUUGAGAAUAUCAAGACUCAACCAGGAGCACCUGGAGCUAAUCCAACAAUCAACACAUUAAUCCAAUUCAAGAUUCCACUUCCAUCAGAUCCUCUGUUUUGCCCAAGACUCGCUUGCUCAGUGCAUGAUUACAUUUUCAAGGGAUUAAGUCAGCCAAUGAUUGGAUCUUUCAUUAUACCUAUUGGUGGACUUGUUGAUAAACUCAAGAAAGAAAGAUAUGAAGAGACUGAAGCAAUUGACUAUAUCUUGUAGGAGUUAGAUAAAAUCAUGCAAGAUUAGGGUAUCCCUUCAUAUAGUAUCUAAGCCUUGCCUUAGGCUGAAUCAUUUGCAGAUACCAUUGCAAAAGACGCACUAUUAUAGCUAAAUUAAGUUAAAAAAUCAUUUAAAGUUGAUGAUGAGCUAAGAUAACCAUUACUACUUGAGGAGAGCAAAUAAGAGGAGGGAGGAAAAGAUUCAUUUGUUCAAAGAAGUCCUCAGUCAAACAGAAGAAUCACCCCUAAGCAUCUUUCUAUGUCUCAAGGUGGAAAGUCUAAGACUCCAACCAAUCCAAUGAAGCAUCAGCAAUUUGAUAAAUUUAACAGUGGUAUGAAAGGCCAGCUUAUGCAGGAAAAUGUGGAGUACUAAGAGAGACAAAAGAGAGAACUUGAGGAUAACAGAAAGAGAGAUCUUGAGUAGCUUAAGCAAACAUCAGCCAGAACUGCAGUCAAGAAUGUCAUUAUGCCUCAAUAUGAAUUAGAUACUAGACUCUCUGUAUACAGAGAGGUAGGUGCACCUCCAGAUUCCUUAUUUAUGGGACUUGGUUGGGACGAGAAUAAAGAUGCCAAAAAGAAGCAUUACAGAAGGUAUUAUCAUGAUGAACUAGAAAAUAUUAAGGAAGUAAUGCCAGUAAAAACACCAUUCGAAACAUUCGAAAUAAAGCGAGGAUAAUCAAGAGGAGCUUCAAAGGGAUGGUGGCCUUUUGGAAAUCACAAAGAAGAUGAUGCUGGACAAGUUUCUACUGAGCAGGUUGUUGGAAAGUUUAAAGGUAUAGUCACUGUAUAAACCGCUGAAGAUCAAAAGGAUUAUUAGGAGAAAAAGAAAGACUUGAUUCAUAACUUAAAAGUUAAGCUAAACUAACUUUCUCUCAAAAAGAUAGGAAAACCAGUCGAGUUAAAGCUUGAAAAGAUGGAUACAAUGGAAGGCAGAUAGAAGUUUGAAAUAGAAAUGACUGAUCUAGGUAUCGGUCACCUUAAUAUCUCAUAGCAUUUAGCCGAUCUUGAGUCUGAUGAAACCUUGAAGAGACUCCUGAUGGCUCAAACUAAAUGUAUAGUCAGAGUUUACAUGAUCAGCGCCUACGAUCUAGCCUCAAGAGAUAAUGGAAGUUUUUCAGAUCCAUAUUUAAUCGUGUCUCUUGGAAACAAAACUUACAAUGAAAGAUCUAACUAUUUGUUGGAUGAGCCCAACCCAGAGUUCCACAAAUACUAUGACUUUGAAUCUGUAUUCCCAGGUUGUCCACCAUUGGUAGUUAAUGUAAUGGACUAUGAUGAUAUCUUUGGAGACGAUUCGAUUGGUAUCACCAAUGUGGAUCUCGAAGAUAGAUUCUUCUCACCGGAUUGGUAGAGUAUUAAAAACAAGCCAAUUGAGUACAGACAAAUUUAUCAUCCUUCCUCAGCCGUUUCUUAAGGAGUUGUUAAAAUGUGGGUUGAAAUUCACCCAACUAUCAUUCCAGCAAGAGAUAUUCCGAUCUGGGAUACCGCACCAAAGCCAGCUGAAGAUUUUGAGGUGAGAGUGUGUAUUUUUGAUACUCUUGGAAUUAAGAUGAUGGAUGCUGAAGGAACUAGUGAUGUAUACAUUAGAGCAUUCUUUGACUCAAAGCAGUAAGUUAAAGAGACAGAUACUCACUAUAGAUGCCAAAAUGGAAAAGCCUCAUUUAACUACAGACUACUUUUUGACGUUAAAGUCCCAAGAAAAGAAUAUAGCUUUACCAUUCAAGCAUAUGAUAGAGAUUUCUUUAAAUCAAACGACAUUAUUGGAGAUUGCAUCAUUGACCUAAAGUAGGCAAUAGAAGAUGCUGCACUGACAAAGAGACCUUUGAGUAUUAACAAAAAGUAUCAUGACGAAGUAUUAAAGAAAGACAAAGGAAUGAAUCUUUAAUUCAAGGACGACAAUACAUUCUGGCUGCCAAUGAGAUCUAGAGACUCAGCUACUGGAAAGAUAGAAGAAAAUGGAAAGGUGAGAGUUCAAAUAGACAUCUAUCCUAAGGCUAUGGCUGAUCUAAACAAAGUUGGAGAAGCUAGAUAAGAACCAAAUGUUUCACCAUUCUUACCUCCACCCAUUGGUCGUCUUUAGUUCAGUCUAAAUCCCUGGAAAAUGUUCCAACAAUUAAUAGGACCAGCACUUCGUAGAAAAAUCUACUGCUAUUGCUGUCUUGCAGUUUGCUGUGCACUGUGCAUUAUGCUCCUUCCUCUUAUCCUAGGAAACCUCAUAUCUACAGGUUUUACUAAACUCAUAGGCUUAUGA